Messenger RNA from Ogataea philodendri, 333 nucleotides. RefSeq lists its product as uncharacterized. The coding region runs from base 1 to 333 and encodes 110 amino acids. The record is from RefSeq and is a predicted model, not a curated record. The transcript has a single exon. Lineage: Eukaryota; Fungi; Ascomycota; Pichiomycetes; Pichiales; Pichiaceae.
AUGACCCGUAUAUCAUUACUCCUAAUCUCUGAAUCUUGGUCUGUAUCCCUCACCUCUCUCUCUUCUUUGGUCAGGUCUGAUGGAACGUCUCUCCUGGAUUGGCUCGGCAACCAGAGUGUUUGGAACAAUGGUCUCUGGAAGAGCAAGGUACUCUCUAAGGUAGUUGAUACCUUCGUCAGUGAGAGUGUAGUAGUAGUAUUGCCAAGAGAAUUGGGUCUUGACGUAUCCCUUGGAGGUCAAGGAUUGCAUGGCCUUGAUAACGUACAAGUUCUUGGUAUCGAUGUCAUCGUGUUGGAUUUCAAAGUCCUUCUUAGCGACCAGGACACCCUCUAA